Molecule: messenger RNA, 4119 nt
Organism: Sciurus carolinensis (gray squirrel)
Lineage: Eukaryota; Metazoa; Chordata; Mammalia; Rodentia; Sciuridae
Gene: Trappc12
Product: trafficking protein particle complex subunit 12
Exons: 12
Coding region: 964-3360 (798 amino acids)
Cellular component (GO): Golgi apparatus; TRAPP complex
Molecular function (GO): protein binding
Source: RefSeq, a predicted model, not a curated record
AGCGGGGGCAAUGCCGUCAUUGUCACCAUGCGUCACUGCUAAGCGGCAGUCCGAGUGUUGGUCCUGCGCCUUCCACUCUGCCGUGAGGAUCUCGCUGCAGCCUGAUGCGCAGCCCUCACGCUCCCAUUUUACAGAUGAGAUGGCGAACUUGAGUCACCCCGCCGCGGUCUCAGGUCACCAGUGGAGCGUGCGCUCCGCGGGCGCCCGUCCCUGCCUGGCCCAGGGCUUUCCGGCCCGGGAUGGUGUGCGUGGAAGCCUCGCCCGCGAUGUGGGAGUAGUGGGAGGCCGCGGGCCGGAGGCCGCGAGGGAUGAAGCUCGCCCUGGAGAGGCUGCCCUUCCGGUGCGGCGCGCCCAGAGCGCCGGCCCGGGCGGUACCCGCGGGAGGGCAGUGGCACCGCGUGGUGUCAGCUACGUGUGACAAGCCCGUGCCCUGACCCGCCCACACACCCUCCUCCUCCAGCUCCCGGACGAAACGCCGGGGCCUGGUGUCGCUUGGUUGCACCCCGCACUGGGCUAGGGCUCGGUGACAAUGCGUGAGAGACGACGCAGCGGGGCCCCAGCCACGAGGGCGGCGCCCAGCGAAGGCAGGGCUGAGUCCUCGGGCUCAGUCCACAGGCGGGAGACGCGCAGGGCCGACGUCUGCGCGUCAGAAGGCCUCCCGCCCUGCCGUGGCUCGCCGCCGCCGCCGCAGCGUCGCGGCCACACCCCCGCCCCGCGUCCCUCUGCGCGGCGGGGACCAGGGCGGCCGGCCGCGGGCGCGCGCACCUCGGACCCGGACCCGCCCGCCUCAGGGACCGGAAGUGUGGCGCGGGGGACCGGAAGCGCGGGUUCCUGAACUGGGCGUGCGCGGAAGCGGACGCGCCGAGGACGCGCAGGCGCGGGAGCCGCGAGUCCCGUCGCCUUCUCCCCGACCCUGCUGUCCACGGGCGACCCCUCCCCGGCCCCGGGCGGGCGGCAGGUGACAUGGAGAACGCUAAAGACGGUGACCACAGCGUGACCGAAGAGUCUCCUGCAGCCCAGGCCGGAGCCGAGAGCAUCGCCAAGCAGGCGCCUCCGGAGCAGCAGGCGCAGCUUCUGUAUCCUGAGGAAACCAUUGAUCUUGGUGGAGACGAGUUUGGGUCUGAAGAGAAUGAAACCGUAUCGGAAGAUUCUAACCACUUUGCCGAUAAGCUCAAUGAGCACAUGAUGGAGAGUGUCCUUAUUUCUGACUCUCCCAAUAACAGUGAAGAUGAUGUGGGUGACCUUGGCUGUUUGCAGGAUGUUGUGGAGCCCGUAGAAGGCAGCACUGAUCACAGACUGGACAGUAAUACCACAGAGAAAGAAGAAGUGGACGCUCUAAGUAAUGACAGUGAAACUGAUGGAGACGACACACCCAGAGAUGUUUCAGACAUGACCCCUGAUAGCAGAGCAUCUUUGAAAGAAGACUCAAUGCGGGAGGACGUGAAAGGCAGGUCCUCUCUUGGGAACGCCGGUGCAGAGGAGUUGAUGCCUGGGGGUGAAAGUGCUGACCCAGAAGAGCAGGGGUCAGACCUGUCUUCCAGUCAGUCCUCUUCCAGGGAUGAGCCUGUGCCCGUGUGCACCAUUUUCAGCCAGUCAAAUUCAGCUCCUUCCCAGCCACACUUGUUUCUGCAUGAUGGCUUCGAGUCUCAGAUGGUGAAAUCUCCAAGUUUCAGCAGUGCGAGUGAGACUUCAGCCAAGACGCCUCCUCAGGUGGUCCAGCCCAGUCCAAGCCUGAGUAAAUUUUUUGGAGAUACGAUCAACGCUAAUUCUUUGGCCUCUGAUUUCUUUGAUUCCUUCACAACUUCCACUUUCAUUUCUGUCAGUAAUCCCAACGCAGGCUCUUCUGUUCCAGAAAAAUUGUCUUCACUCACUGCCCCUACGGGAGAGGAGUCCCCUGAUUCUGCUGACCCAUCUUACUCUGCUGGAAUGGCAAGAUCAGAAUCAGGUGUCUCUACCGCUUCUCUGGAAAUUCCCGAGUCUCCAAAACCUUUUUCACAGAUACAGACGGUAUUUGCAGGAAGCGAUGACCCCUUUGCCACAGCCCUGAGCAUGAGUGAGAUGGACCGAAGGAACGAUGCUUGGAUUCCCAGCCAGGGGACCAGGGAUGUCCUGAUUUCAGUAGCGACGCAGCAGUGCAGCACUGUGUUCAUCGACAAGGAGAACCUCACCAUGCCAGGCCUCAAGUUCGACAACAUUCAGGGAGAUGCAGUUAAAGACCUGAUGCUUCGCUUCCUGGGUGAGAAAGCUGCGGCCAAGAGGCAGGUCUUAAACGCCAGCUCGGUGGAGCAGUCCUUCCUGGGGCUGAAGCAGCUCAUUAGCUGCAGAAACUGGAGAGCCGCUGUCGACCUGUGUGGACGCCUUCUCACAGCCCAUGGCCAAGGCUACGGCAAGAGUGGGCUGCCCACCAGCCACACAGCAGACUCGCUGCAGCUCUGGUUUGUGAGACUGGCCCUGCUGGUGAAGCUGGGCCUUUUCCAGAAUGCCGAAGUGGAGUUUGAGCCCUUCAAAAGUCUGGAUCAGCCCGACCUGUACUACGAGUACUACCCGCACGUGUACCCUGGGCGCAGGGGCUCCAUGGUGCCCUUCUCCAUGCGCAUCCUGCACGCAGAGCUGCAGCAGUACCUGGGCCACCCACAGGAGUCCCUGGAUAGACUGCACCGGGUCAAGACCGUCUGCAGCAAGAUCUUGGCCAACCUGGAGCAAGGGCUUGCCGAAGACGGGGGCUCGAGCAGCGUCACGCCCGAGAGCCGGCAAGCCUCCAUUCAGCUGUGGAGGUCGCGUCUGGGCCGGGUGCUGUACUCCAUGGCAAACUGUCUGCUCCUAAUGAAGGACUAUGUGCUGGCUGUGGACGCGUACCGCGCGGUCAUCAGGUACUACCCAGAGCAGGAGCCACAGCUGCUGAGUGGCAUCGGCCGCAUCCUGCUGCAGAUUGGAGACAUAAAAACAGCUGAAAAGUAUUUUCAAGACGUUGAGAAAGUGACACAGAAACUGGAUGGACUACAGGGUAAAAUAAUGGUUUUAAUGAACAGAGCCUUCCUUCACCUCGGCCAGAACGACUUUGCAGAAGCCCACAGAUUCUUCACAGAGAUUUUGAGGAUAGAACCCACAAAUGCAGUGGCCAACAACAACACGGCCGUGUGUCUGCUCUACCUGGGCAAGCUCAAGGAUUCGCUGCGGCAGCUGGAGGCCAUGGUCCAGCAGGACCCCAGGCACUACCUGCAUGAGAGUGUGCUCUUCAACCUGACCACCAUGUACGAGCUGGAGUCCUCCCGGAGCAUGCAGAAGAAGCAGAGCCUGCUGGAGGCCGUUGCAGGCAAGGAAGGGGACAGCUUCAACACGCAGUGCCUCAAGCUGGCCUAGUCCCCCGCAGGCCACUGACCUUUGUGCCCUGCGAGCCCUGGAGCAGAUGUGCUGCCGCCGCUCUGCCAGACUCAAUAAAAGCUCUCGCUGGAGCCCGGGAGCGCAUCUCCUUGAGCCAGGACCACGGUCAGGCCAGACCUGCACCAUCUGCUGACCCCCAUCCCCGCAGUGCUGUGUUGUUGCCUAUGUGCCAUCAGGACGGUGUCCAGGGCAGGAGCAGGUCCACCAUGGGCCCCAGCAUGUCCCUGGAAGCCACCCUCUCCAUUCAUCCUAAGCACCCCAGAGGAAAGCUGGGAGGAGGAAUAGCAGCUGUCCUCGGGAGGGCGGAGUACAUCACUGUCCACAUGCGGUGGCUUCACCCGACUGCUCUGCCCCUGCAGGCUGAGAGCCCUCCCCUACUCAGUGUUUCGCGCAGCGCGGGAGAGGGCAAGGCUGUGGCUGCCUUCAGGGAGGAGAGGAUCAGGAGCUCAGGUGCAGACUCCACAGAGAAGGUGCGGAACACUCAGUACCCAGGCUGGGGGAGGGCGGUGCUGCCCAGGCCCUGAGCAGCCUGCACUUGGCACCUGAGGGGACCUGGGCCCUGAUAUUCACAGAGAAAUUUAAAAGUACCUGAAAAUUUAGGCACUUCACUAAAGAACCUCCUUUAACUCUCUAGUUUUCCUAAUAUACUUUAACACGUUGAAGACUGAUUUAGACGUCUGUUGCAGAGCAGUAUUUCCACUCACUUCCACAGUAACGUGAAUAGAUACGGCACUACCA